CACCAUAUAUACCUAUUUCAUUUUUCACUGUCUGUUGCUUUGGCAGUGUCUCAUUUUCUUCCACCAAGUGUGUCUUGUCCUCUUCUUCCUCCUCCCGAUAGGUUGUGAGCAACAAAACACGCCAAGAUGUCUGAGAAAAAGAUGACUUCCAGCCGCAGGCAUCACCUGAAGAGUCUGAUCCUGCAGAUUGCUCUGAACUGGCUCGAGCAGGAGAAAAAGGACGGUGAAGCAGCCAAGGAGGCAUACAUGGCUGAAAACUGCCCUGCUCCAGACAUGAGCGGAGACCAGGCCGCUCUGAUGGAACUGUGCAAGAAGAUGCAGGCCACCAUUGACAAGAUUGAUGAGGAGAGGUACGACGUUGAGGCCAAAGUGCAGAAGGCAGACAAAGAAAUUGAAGACCUGAAGAUCAAAGUUGUGGACCUGAGAGGAGUGAAGAAACCCGCCCUGAAGAAAGUACGUAUGUCUGCUGACACCAUGCUGCAGGCUCUGCUGGGCUCCAAACACAAGGUGACCAUGGACCUGAGGUCCAACCUGAAGCAGGUCAAGAAGGAGGUGAAAGAGGAGAACACAGAGGCAGGUGACUGGCGUAAGAACAUUGAGGACAAAGCCGACAGGAAGAAGAUGUUUGAGGCCUCCUAAGCGCAUUGCUACUGCUUGUCUUUCUGUUUACAUGAACUCCACGUGUCUUAUGUGUGUUGGUUGAAGGAGGCAAUUGCUUUAUGUGUCACGGGACUGAACAGCAUGUUAGCGUGUCUGAAAGGAGGUGCUCUGCAGGACCCUUUUAAUGUUGUUGUUUUGAACUUUGUUUUAGUCUGAAGGGAGGGGGAGGAAUGUGGAGAGUUUCUACCUCUCCACACACCAACACAGUCUUUUAAGUCAGGGAAACAUUCACACAAAAUGAACCAUGUUGAAGUAACGCAAUAAAGUCAAAUGUGGAAGAAAAUAA
Mugil cephalus (flathead mullet) is the source of this 946-nucleotide messenger RNA. Its product is annotated as troponin I, fast skeletal muscle-like. Lineage: Eukaryota; Metazoa; Chordata; Actinopteri; Mugiliformes; Mugilidae. The record is from RefSeq and is a predicted model, not a curated record. Gene Ontology annotation, cellular component: troponin complex. Bases 127 to 639 code for a protein of 170 amino acids. Gene Ontology annotation, biological process: muscle contraction. The transcript is spliced from 7 exons.